Molecule: messenger RNA, 1610 nt
Organism: Myodes glareolus (Bank vole)
Lineage: Eukaryota; Metazoa; Chordata; Mammalia; Rodentia; Cricetidae
Gene: C8H19orf25
Product: chromosome 8 C19orf25 homolog
Source: RefSeq, a predicted model, not a curated record
GUGGCGAUUUGGAGUAGGGGUUUUAGGAGGUUCAGUCAGGCCGGGUUUAAACCAAACUCUGAGACCCCGGGAGAGGAGAAGGCGAGACGAGGAAAGGGCCUCGGCACAGGGCCGUAACGGGUGCAUAAAGGUUCGCGGGGUGGGAAGGCCAAGUGGAGAGCGGACCUGCUGCCAGCGCGCGCUCUUCCGCCUGCACGAUGAGCUCCAAAGGCAAGAAACGCGUGGUGCUGCCCACGCGCCCCGCGCCGCCCACGGUGGAGCAGAUCCUGGAGGACGUGCGAGGGGCGCCCCCCAACGACCCUGUUUUCACCGCCUUGACCCCAGAAGAACCCCCAGAUCUAUCUCCAAGGGCCGAGGACCCUGAGGCCCGGCUCGAGCAGCUCUACCAACAGAGCCGGGCCUAUGUGGCCAUGAACGAGAGGCUGCAGCAGGCGGGGGACACACUGAGGCAGAAGUUCGAGGACCUUCGGCAGGCUGAUGAGAGGUUAGAACAGGAUGUCAGCCGGGUGACCUCAGCCACCUCCUAGACAAGGAGGGCCCCUAGACAAGGCGCCGGGCCCCUUGUCACCAUCUGCUGCCUCAGCACUGGCUCCCUUGGCAGACUUUGAGCCCUUGUUCCCUCUUCCAUCCUUGAUGGCCUCAAAGUUGGGGUGGGACUUACGGGCAUGGCCUCAUUCAUGGGGGCAUCAGCCUGGGUGGUGUCUAGGACUUGGCGGAGGUCAGGGCUCAGAACCAACCUGCCCCACAGUGGCCAGCCCUCUGCUCCUACUUCCUGCUUCAUGUUGGCCUGGGCAGCGAGGGUCUCCAUCCCCAACAUCUGCAGCAGGCCAGAACCUGUAUGUCCAGCCUCACCGUGGUUGACUACCUCCUUCUGGCUCGGGUCCUCCUGGGUCCUGCCAUCUUGCCUGCUCUCUGGUCCCAUCUCCCUUGUGCGGAGGGAACUUGGCUAGGGGGUUUUCAUUCUGGGGAGUCCAGGAAUACGGGAGGAGCCCAAAGGCAGGGUGACAGUGCACGGAUCUCUGUGGGGGCCUGUGUCCUGCAGGCUCAGCUGGGCACCCACAGGACCCUUCUGGGGUGGACAUUACCCUCUGGACUGGAGCUUCAGUUGACCUUGCUGACGACCUGCUGCUCUGGAGUGGGCAGGCUUUGUUUUUGGAACAUCAGAGAGUUCAUUCUGGGUCUCAACGCCCGCCUUCCGUGAGCUGGACCCUGGAUCACUGGGGCCCAAGUCCACUUCAGCCCCUUUGCGCCUUAGGCGCUGGCCACCCCACAUGCCUCCUCAUGUCCCAAAUGGCCUUGGCUUGUGACUUAUUCCUGCCAUUCCCAUUCCUAGUGGUCACUGUUUUCUCUGGGUUCCCGGAUCCCCACCUCCACAGGUGGUCAGUGGCUGAUGGCCAAAAGCAAAUGGCCAGGUGUGGUUUGGCUGACCUGACUCAACCUUGGCUCUAGCAUGUGUCUGUCUGCAGGGAGCUUAGGCCCAUGCACCAGCGCCUUGUGGCUGCAGUAGAAAGUUCUAGAAUGACCUCCCCCAUCCAGAGUCCGUGUUGAAGAUUAAUAACCCAGAGCGACUCAAUGGCUUGCUUUAUUAAAGAUGUGAACGAGAACCAGAA